Fragaria vesca subsp. vesca is the source of this 510-nucleotide messenger RNA. RefSeq lists its product as uncharacterized. The record is from RefSeq and is a predicted model, not a curated record. NCBI's taxonomy places the organism in Eukaryota, Viridiplantae, Streptophyta, Magnoliopsida, Rosales, Rosaceae. The transcript has 2 exons. The coding region runs from base 1 to 510 and encodes 169 amino acids.
AUGCCCGGGGCAUGCAACGACCUCAACGUACUAGCAAAGUCGUCGUUGUUUGACGAGCUUACUGCCGGUCGAGCACCAAAGAUUCAAUUCCAAGUGAACAACAUAAUUCACAAAUUGGGUUACUAUCUCGCCGAUGGAAUAUAUCCUAGGUGGGCAACUUUCGUGAAGACUAUUCCAAGCCCUACACGACCCAAGGAAAUUACAUUUGCCAAGGCUCAAGAGGGGUACAGGAAAGAUGUGGAGAGGUGUUUUGUUGAGGACGAACGCCCUGAAGACAGCGAUGAGGAUUUAGAGUCUGACGAAGAAGAGGACAACAAUAUGAGGCCCAGGAUAGCAGAAGUUUGGGAUGGACAUACCGGGCAAGACUUUGAGGAAGUUGGUAGAGAUGCUCAUACUUUUGAAGGUUUCAUGGAGCAGUACAAUGAAAUUAGGAAUCAGUACGAUCACUCAAACAUUCAAGAAGAUCUUAUCGAGCAUUUAUGGGAAGUGCAAGGCAACAUGGAUAUCUAG